AUGAAUCAUUUCAAAAGAAAAUUCACCACAACUGGAAUCAACAAAUUUGAAUCAAAACACCGGAAAAAAACUAUACAAUCAUCGGUUACGACAUCUGUCCCAUGUCCAAAACAAUCUGUGACAGAAGAAAUACCUGCAACGAUAUACGAGACAAAAUGGCAAUAUUUACGAAAGAAAUGGGUAUUAGAUACGAAAGAUGAAUUUUACUAUUAUUGGUUAAGUGUUGUAUCAUGCGCAUUUACUUAUAACUUAAUUGUUGUCAUUGCUCGAUCAGUUUUUUAUGAUUUGGGUUCCGGUUAUUACUGGAUUGUCUGGUUAUUAGUGGAUCUUAUUAUGGAUCUAAUUUAUGCACUCGAUAUGUUUGUACGUUCCAGAACAGGUUUCCUGGAACAAGGUUUGCUUGUUCAAGAUAUUUCACGAAUUACAAGGCUUUAUCUGAAAUCAAUGCAAUUUAAAUUGGAUAUAAUUAGUGUUCUUCCAUUUGAUCUUAUCUUAUCAUUAAUAUUUCGUCAAUCAGUACCGCAUUUACGUUUCAAUCGGAUUAUUCGUUAUCCACGCCUUUCGGAUUUUAUCGAUCGUACCGAAACUAGGAGUUCGAUGCCAAAUGCAUUUCGUAUAUUUUGUGUUAUUGUCAAUAUUAUUAUAAUCAUUCAUUGGAAUGCUUGUAUAUAUUUUUUUAUAAGUGAGGCAAUUGGCCUUGGCACUGAUGGUUGGGUCUAUGGAUCACUCAAUAAGCAAAGUUUACCUGAUGGUGUAGAAGAUACACUUGCAAGGCGUUAUAUCUAUAGUUUUUAUUGGUCUACAUUAAUUUUAACAACAAUUGGUGAAGUACCAAGUCCAAAGAGGAAUAUGGAAUUCCUUUUUGUAAUUGUAGAUUUGAUGUGUGGUGUAUUAAUCUUUGCUACUAUAGUUGGUAAUGUUGGCAGUGCAAUAUCAAAUAUGAGUGCAGCAAGGACAAAAUUUCAAAAUCAAAUGGAUAACAUUAAACAGUAUAUGAAAUUGAGAAAAGUGAACAAAGAACUUGAAACACGAGUUAUUAAAUGGUUUGAUUAUUUAUGGGAACAUAAGCAAUCUUUAAGUGAUCAACGUGUAUUGAAAGUGCUUCCGGAUAAGUUGCAAACGGAAAUUGCUAUGCAAGUGCAUUAUGAAACUCUUAGAAGAGUACGUAUUUUUCAGGAUUGUGAAGCCGGUCUUUUAGCUGAAUUAGUGUUAAAACUUCAACAGCAGACAUUUUCUCCCGGUGAUUAUAUAUGCAAAAAGGGUGAUAUUGGACGUGAAAUGUAUAUUGUUAAACGUGGUAAAUUACAAGUUGUUGCUGAUGAUGGGAUUAAAAUUUUUGCUACAUUACAGGAAGGCGCUGUUUUUGGCGAACUUAGUAUACUUAAUAUCGCUGGAAGUAAAAAUGGUAACCGAAGAACAGCAAAUGUACGAUCAGUUGGUUAUACGGAUUUGUUUGCCUUGAACAAAAAGGAUCUUUGGAUUGCAUUAAAGGAGUAUCCGGAUGCAAGGAAACUACUCAUUGCAAAAGGUCGAGAAAUUCUUCGAAAAGAUGGUCUAUUGGAUGAAGAUGCACCAGAAGAGCAGAUCAGUGCAGAGGAGAUGGCCAAAAGUUUACAAAAUACAUCAAAAAUUCUGCAAACAAAAAUGGCUCGAUUUGUAGCAGAAUUCAACAGUACGAAAUCGAAAUUGUUGGCAAGAAUUGAAUAUUUAGAAACACAAUUAGCAAAAUACCAAACAAAUGAUAACUUAGCCAAUGCAGAUGAUGAUGAUGAUUAA
Messenger RNA from Loa loa (African eye worm), 1776 nucleotides. RefSeq names its product cyclic-nucleotide gated cation channel. Gene Ontology annotation, biological process: potassium ion transport; monoatomic cation transmembrane transport. Gene Ontology annotation, molecular function: intracellularly cGMP-activated cation channel activity; voltage-gated potassium channel activity; intracellularly cAMP-activated cation channel activity. The transcript has 13 exons. The record is from RefSeq and is a predicted model, not a curated record. Lineage: Eukaryota; Metazoa; Nematoda; Chromadorea; Rhabditida; Onchocercidae. Gene Ontology annotation, cellular component: plasma membrane; intracellular cyclic nucleotide activated cation channel complex. Bases 1 to 1776 code for a protein of 591 amino acids.